AUGCGCCAGAAUAUCGCGGAUCUACGCAAACGUCGUGAGCUAGUCGAACUGCAAGCGCAAUUUGAAGCGGAGAAUAGACUCUUUGACGAGGCUCAGCGCAGACUAGAGGCUGUGCGCGCGCCGGCGCCGGAGAGUCACGGUGUACCUGCCCACGCCAAUUCCAUUAUCAAUAUCAAUACCAAUGCCAAUGCCAGUUCGGUCACGCAGUCCCCAUCGAAACAGUCAACGAUUACGAAUGGGGCAUCAGCUCUUCUCAGCCCGCAGAUGGAUGGUGGUGGUUUCACCAUCAAGGGCACGGCGCACACUCAAGCUGUGGAUCAAUUUAUGGAUUCUCUACAGGGUGAUAUGAGUAGAGCAGAGCCUGAGUUGCCUCCGGUACCUGAUGAGGGCUCUGUGAAUGGCGGCUUGCGGUCUACUUCACAAUCUGCCCUUACCCCUAUUGAACCCCCCCCCGGACGCCGGGACAUCGGCUUCAAAGUCAACAUUCGCGUCGCCCCAGCGGACCAGCAAAUCCUCUCUCGCCCAUCACUGAACAGGAGCCUUGUCUUACGGACUCGUUCGCAGGUCUCCGAAGCGGUGUUAGGCUCGGAACACUCGACAGUGAUAAGCGAGGAGCAUGAAAGUGAUCAAUCAGACGGUAGCCACAGCGGAAUCUCCGAUCCAGAUGAGUCGAUGGGCAUGGACCAGAGCAGCUCGCCCCAAAUCCCACCGCAAACGCCUAGAGGCCCGGCACGUGCGAUAUCAACCGGCCCAUCGAACUGGGAGCCUCGUGGCUUGCAACACCCGGCACCUCGACCAAAUGUGCCUCCAUACCAAGCUGCUAGCUGGGGGAGACGAAGAGGCUUCUGUCGAACCUAG
Penicillium cosmopolitanum is the source of this 858-nucleotide messenger RNA. RefSeq lists its product as uncharacterized. The transcript is spliced from 2 exons. The coding region runs from base 1 to 858 and encodes 285 amino acids. Lineage: Eukaryota; Fungi; Ascomycota; Eurotiomycetes; Eurotiales; Aspergillaceae. The record is from RefSeq and is a predicted model, not a curated record.